CUCUAAAGUCUCCUCUAGCCAACAUCACAUUUCUCUCUCUGUAAAAUGGAGUCUCGAGUUCUCUCCGGCGCCACCACCAUCUCCGCCGGCAUCCCCAGGCUCCGCCAGCCAGCACGCCUGAGCUCCGCUUGCUUUCCGAUCGGAUCCGGAUCCGGUGCCGUCGACGGCUCCGGCGGGAACCUCAUAUGGGGGAGGCAGCUCCGGCCAGCCAUACUCCUCGAGAGCUCAUCAUCAUCGGCGGCUGCGGCUUUGAAUUUUCCGGCGACGAAGAGGGAGGUUGUGAAGCCGAGCCGAGCCGCAGCUUCGUCGCCGGCUGCGGGCAGCGAUUCAGGCGGGGAUGCCAAGAUCGCACCGGUCGGGUUGCUCGAGAAGUACCCGGCUAUAACCACCGGGUUCUUCUUCUUCAUGUGGUAUUUUUUGAAUGUGAUAUUCAACAUUCUCAACAAGAAGAUCUACAAUUACUUCCCAUAUCCCUAUUUUGUGUCGGUUAUACAUUUGGGAGUUGGGGUGGUGUACUGUUUGGUGAGCUGGACCGUGGGCCUUCCUAAGCGCGCUCCUAUGGACUCAAACCUCUUUAAGCUACUCCUCCCUGUCGCUGUGUGUCAUGCUUUAGGCCAUGUGACCAGCAAUGUCUCAUUUGCAGCAGUUGCUGUCUCAUUUACUCACACAAUCAAAGCCCUGGAGCCUUUCUUCAAUGCUGCGGCUUCUCAAUUCAUACUUGGACAGCAGAUACCGUUGACUCUAUGGCUAUCACUGGCUCCAGUUGUUCUUGGUGUUUCGAUGGCUUCACUUACUGAACUGUCGUUCAACUGGUUGGGCUUCAUCAGUGCUAUGAUUUCCAACAUUUCCUUCACUUACAGGAGUAUAUACUCGAAGAAGGCCAUGACUGAUAUGGACAGCACUAAUUUGUAUGCUUACAUUUCAAUUAUUGCCCUCGUUGUCUGUAUUCCACCUGCCAUCAUUUUGGAAGGACCUAAACUUAUGAAGCAUGGGUUUAGCGAUGCAAUUGCUAAAGUAGGGCUAACAAAGUUCAUUUCGGAUCUCUUUUGGGUUGGAAUGUUUUACCAUCUCUACAAUCAGUUGGCGACCAACACCCUUGAAAGGGUUGCACCUCUUACACAUGCAGUUGGCAAUGUGUUGAAGCGUGUGUUUGUGAUUGGCUUCUCAAUUAUAGUCUUCGGUAACAAGAUAUCGACACAAACUGGCAUUGGAACAUGCAUUGCAAUUGCUGGAGUGGCAAUCUACUCAUUCAUUAAGGCCAAGCUGGAGGAAGAGAAAAGAGUGAGUCCUUCUGAAAUAUUCUCUAAUAUGCUUCAAUUUGAUAAAACAUUCAUAAUAUCACUUCACCAUUGACAUUUGUUAGUUAUGACUUUACUUCUUUAUAUGUUAUGCUACUGCUAAUACCACACACGAUGAUUGGAUACAUAUGAGAAAGAGGCUAGGGUUUGGAGUGGGAACCUCAAGUACACAAACAUCAAUUCCCUAUUUGCCCAUCAAGAUAAAUGGAAUUUUUAUAAGUGGGCCUCUAAAUUGGUUUCUACACGGAAGGCCAACAUACGUACUCCUACUUCCUAGAAACUUGUCAAUAUCCUAUACAUAUUUGUAUAUGAUCACAACUAAUGAGUCUAACUGACACCAUUUACACCUUAUUUGACAGUAUGUAACAAAAAAAUUUCUACCAAAAUUAACACAUAUGUGCUUUGAAGGAGCCAAAACAAUCUUUCAUCUGAAGUUCUGUGCCAUUCGAUUUUGGCAUUUGGAUGACUAGGGUAAUUUGAGCAAUUUAUUUUA
Molecule: messenger RNA, 1791 nt
Organism: Camellia sinensis
Lineage: Eukaryota; Viridiplantae; Streptophyta; Magnoliopsida; Ericales; Theaceae
Gene: APE2
Product: Glucose-6-phosphate/phosphate translocator-like protein
Biological process (GO): transmembrane transport
Cellular component (GO): membrane
Molecular function (GO): transmembrane transporter activity
Source: RefSeq, a predicted model, not a curated record